AUUGCCCAUAACUUGUAGAUAAGCCCCUGUAUUGUAAGAGUGAAACAUAAAAGAGAAAUUUAAGUGCACAGCGGCCAUUUUUGCUUCUCCAUAGUCCUUAAGCAGAUCAGAAAGAUGGAUGCGAUAGUACAGGUGCCUUACAAUGCUACGGUGCGUUUAAUGCUGUCUUCUCUAGAGCGCAACCUCCUGCCUGACGCCGUUAUACGGCGGCUCACACGACUGCUCUUAGCUGCCCGACUUCGUUCCAGUUACAAGCCUUCCGCUGAGCUUCAGCUUUCUGACCUUCUCCAGUUUGUGCACUCUUUAAGAGAGAUGCCUAUAGCUGUGAUGACUGAGAAGGCGAAGUCCCAACAUUACGAGCUUCCUACGUCUUUCUUCAAGUUUGUUCUUGGAAAGCACUUCAAAUACAGCUGCUGUUAUUUCCACGACAAGUCAAGCACUUUAGUGGAUGCUGAAAAAGCAAUGAUGGAAUUAUACUGUGAAAGGUCACAGUUGAAAGAUGGACACACUAUACUAGAUGUUGGAUGUGGCUGGGGAUCUCUUUCUCUAUACAUAGCACAAAAAUACAGUAGCUGCAAAAUUACUGGAAUUUGCAAUUCAGUGACUCAAAAAGCACAUAUCGAAGAGCAAUGCCGGGAACUUCAGCUGCAGAAUGUGGAGAUCAUAGUUGCAGAUAUUAGCACAUUUGAGAUGGAAGGUUCCUAUGAUCGAAUAUUGUCUAUUGAAAUGUUUGAGCAUAUGAAGAACUACGGAGAUCUCCUCAAGAAGAUCUCCAGAUGGAUGAAGCCAGAUAGUCUUCUUUUUGUUCAUUAUUUUUGCCACAAGGCAUUCGCUUACCACUUCGAGGAUGUCAAUGAUGAUGAUUGGAUCACUCGCUACUUCUUCAGUGGAGGUACAAUGCCUUCUGCAAAUCUCCUCCUUUAUUUUCAGGAUGAUGUUUCUGUGGUUAAUCACUGGCUCGUUAACGGAAAGCAUUAUGCACAGACAAGUGAAGAAUGGCUUAAGAGAAUGGACCAGAACAAAACUUCGAUAAAGCCAAUAAUGGAGUCAACUUAUGGGAAGGAUUCAGCUGUUAAGUGGACUGUCUAUUGGAGAACGUUUUUCAUUUCAGUUGCUGAACUGUUUGGCUACAACAAUGGAGAAGAAUGGAUGGUUGCACAUUUCCUCUUCAAGAAGAAAUGAUUUGGCAACUGUCCCCUCUUAUACUGCAAACAAACUGUAGAAGAAAUAAGCAUGUCUGCUCAGCUGUCCUCAUGCAUUUUACCCAAAAGCUUCAAAUAGGGAACACUCUGUACGUUUCAUGUUUGAAGAGUUGGAUCUUGCACCGAUCUCCUUACUUACAGAGCAUUAGGAGACUAGACGAUGUGCUGAUUGUUGUGAUCUUUACAUAUUAGUUUCUUGCUUAAAGCAUAUAGGAGCAUGUAUUGCUAUCAAUGUCUCUUUCUAAUCAAGUUUUACCCAUCAAAUUCAAAUUCGAGGAGUAGAACUUCGGAUUGACUCCAUUAA
Messenger RNA from Nicotiana attenuata, 1506 nucleotides. Its product is annotated as (S)-coclaurine N-methyltransferase-like. Lineage: Eukaryota; Viridiplantae; Streptophyta; Magnoliopsida; Solanales; Solanaceae. Gene Ontology annotation, biological process: lipid biosynthetic process. The transcript has 8 exons. The record is from RefSeq and is a predicted model, not a curated record. Bases 115 to 1182 code for a protein of 355 amino acids.